ACAAAUCCAGCGCGUACGUAUCGAAUGCCAGCCCUUGCGUUCGGGGAGACCAUACGGAAUACGGAAACUUAAUGACGUCAUGCGGAAUGCAGCGCUUGUAUACAUUUUUGUUUGUACCGUCGCACACGUUCGGUCCAAUCAGAACCAAAAUUACGCCAGACAUUACGCAAAAGUUUGUAUUGAUGAUUGUUACUUUUCUAAAUCGGUUUAGAGAAUAACAAAUAGAUAAUACCUUGGAUUAACAUUAGAUAAAUUAGUUAUCCCGAAAAAUUCAUGGUUUUUGCUAGUUACGCUUUUUUUACUACUGUACCGAAUUAGCUGAAAUUUUGAAUAGAUUACAGUCUGGACUAAUGUAUAGGCUACUUUUUAUCCCAGUAAAAUUCAUGGUUUCCGUGGAAUAUUUCUUACUCUUUAAUGCCGCUACUACUAAACUGAUUUGAUUAAAAUUUAAAACGAAGACGCCUACUUUUUAUCCCGAAAAAAUCAACGAAUCCUGCGAGGUUUGUGAAAAGCUGAUGGUUGAGGUUGAGGUUAUUGGUCGUAGCGUAUGUUUUAUAGCUUAGUCUUCCUCGAUAAAUGGGCUUUUCAACACAAAAAGAAUUUGUCAAUUCUAUCCAUUAGUUCGUCAGUAGGCAAGGCAGAAGUACGAAAUUGCCUGCACGGGCCGUGCAAGUGUCGGGUGAUGACGUCAGGUACAAUAUCGCGACUGUUAGCGGGAGCCGAUAAUUAUGCGAACUUCGAAUGCAUGUAAAAUCAUAAGUGCUGGAGAAAGCAAACUGCAAACGCGAGCUUAUGAAAACUGUAAUGAGGCGGAAGGUUGUAUUUUUCGGACAUCUGCAAAGAGAACUCCUCUACGAGUUUCCUAGGUUGAUCUUAGAAGGCAAGAUAGUCGGAAAAAGGGCACGAGGACGACCAAGAGUAAUUACAGCUAGCUGAAAAAUAUUUCGAGUGAUCGGAAAAGUUUUCUCCAUCUGUCCGCCAAACUUCAGUUUGAAGAGGGCACCUGAUGAUGAUGAUGAAAAUCAUAACUAUUUGGUAUUUUCAAAUAAAACACAAACUAGUGUAUUUGUACAAAUAAAAGCUCAUAUGUACCAAAGUUUCAAGUGAUUUUGCAUACCUAUAUCUGUUUGAUAUAUAACAGGAUAAGUAUAGGAAUAUAACACAAAAAAAAAUAUUUGGUGUACAAAAGAAGUUUUAUUUCAUGACGAUAUUCGUAAAUAAAAUGUUGAGCACCCCUGAGUCAUAUGUUUUUGUUUGUUGACAUUGUGUAAAAUACCUACCAGAUUUGGGUACAUUCUCCAUCCCCUUUAAUCAGUGUAUUCUAUGGACUGACUCUAGAUUCAUCGUCUGUGGUCUGAGUUUCUCACAGAUUAAAUUAAAGAACUAUAAAAAUAUAAAAUCCAUCUUUCUGUCAUCUGUGACUUUUCUUGAAAAAUAUUGCGGGUACAUUUUUGUAAAGAUUCCUAAAGUUUAAAAUCCAAGUUAUAUCUUGCCGUUUUAAUUCAGCUAAAACAACUUUGCAGUUUGCUUUCAACGUGGCAAGCACAUAGAACUAAUGAUACUUUCCCCCCUAUCUUAAUCUCAGAUUUAGAAUACUGUGUGGAUAAAAGAGCAACAGCAAAUAGGGAAAAUGUUUUCUCAAAAAAAAAAAUAGAAGUAAACAAAACUUUUGCUUGUAAAACACCGACUUCGAUACCUAUAAAUAGAUUAGAACUCUGUUACAAACUCCCAUAUCUACAAUGAACAAUGAACAAUCUAAAAUGGAACCAAAUAGUUGUGGAUGGAUUUUGUGCGCCUCGAAAAGGUUUCCGGGGAAAAUGUAUUACUUCAACAUCAGGAAUGGAGAAAAAGCUUGGAGUUGGGAUCAAACUACAGACCUACAGAAGAGAUCCAGAGUUAAUAAUCAAGCUACCAAUGUCAUUGGCACAUCUGAUAAACAAUAUAAUCAAAUACCCAAUAAUUCAAACUCACUAGAGAGUGAACAACUAUUGAUGGGGACCAGUGAUCACAGUUCACCAAUGUCUAAUAAUAACUUUGCUAAUAAUACACAGGCAAGAUGGAACCAGAGACCAAAUAAUAUUCUUACGUCUAGACAACAUGAACGACAGAUGAACUCCAGUGAUGGUUCACCCAUGUCGGAAAAUACCUUUGUUAAUAAUGCCAGAUAUGAACAGUUACCAAACAAUAUUCUUACGUCUAGACAAGAUGAAGUACAGAUUAACUCCAGUGAUAGUUCACCCAUGGCUGACAAUACCUUCAUUACUAACGCACAAGCCAGAUAUGAACAGAUGCCAAAUAAUAUUCUUACAUCUAGACUACAUAAACGACAGAUGAACUCCAGUGAUGGUUCACCCAUGUCUGACAAUACCUUCAUUAAUAACGCACAAGCCAGAUAUGACGAGAUACCAAAUAAUAUUCUUAUGUCUAGACAACACAAACAACAGAUGAACUACAGUGAUAGUUCACCCAUGUCUGACAAUAACUUACUUAAUAACACACAAGCCAGAUAUGAGGAGAUACAAAGUAACAUUCCUACAUCCAGACAAUAUGAACAAUUACAAAUGAACUCCAAUGUAAUUUGUUCACCAAUGACUGACAACUUUCAUAACAACUUGCAAACAGGAUAUAUGUCAACACCAAAUAAUAAAUGGAUACAACAAGAAAAAUUACACACAGAAUCCACAGAUGUGCCAAUGAGUGACUCAAACUGUGUAUUCAUGGAUGUUGCACACAAUGCAUUUAAAUCUAUAAAUAAUCCCUUAUCUAAACUCCCAAACCAAUGUCGACUAUCCGCACAAGCAAUGGGUGACAAAAUAAAUAUUGAUGGACAACUAGGAAAUAAACUCAUGCCAAAUAAUAAUUUUUCAUCAAAACUACCACAAUGGGGAAAUAAUCAACUAAAACAAUCUCCAACAAACUUCAGAUACAUUGGCAACACACAUAAUUCAAAAACUCUAAUAACAAAUAAUACAUUUUCAUUUGGUCAACGGAAAUGUUUUCAAACAGAAUCCAACGACUUUGGUACACCCACAAUAAAUAAUGACAAUCUCAAUGAAAACAUACAAGCAACCUACAAAGUGAUGCCAAACAGUCUAUUUACAAUGAAACAACCCAAACAGUUGCAAUCAAAAAACAAAAAAAUUGGUUCAAAAAUACAAAAAGCAACAUACAAGCCGUUAAAGAAUAAUCCGUUUUCAACAAAAUUAUCAAAGUCAUUGAAAACGAAGAUUGAUAUUCUUCGCCCUCAAAGAAAUAGAUCCAGAGUGAAUCUUGUUGAUAUAAAACACCUAAGAAAUCACUCAAAAUCAUACUUCAUCAAAGAGUGGUAUAUAAUUCCUGAUGUCGAGGUUCUUCUGGAGGAUUUUGAUUUUUUAAGAAGUUUUAUCUCUGAAGAUCCAACUUGUAUGCUGAUGAUCCCAGAAGUUGUGAUGAAAAAGCUUCAAUCUUUGACAGACAGUCGUGCGACAGUCGCAAAGGAAGUCGUUCAAUGGCUGACCAAACACGCUGUAUGUGAAAUAAAUAACCAAGACGAAUAUCCACUCACAAAUGUUACAAUAAAUGAUAGAGUUCUCAAGUUUUGCAUAGAAGCAAAAAUACAUCAUGUGGUGUUUAUCACAGAUAAGGAAUUCUUGCGUGAGGCUGCGAAACUGAAUGGCAUACCCUCUUAUUAUAUAAGUGAGCUCACGUUAAUGGAGAAAAAAGAAAAUUUGUUCCUUCAAGAAACAGAGCGUUUUGAUAAGUUUCUUAUUAGCAACAGUGUUCAAAAAUGCACAAUUACAGCAAUUGCAAAUAAUAUAAAUGAAAAUAAUAAUAACGCUGUUGCAAAAAAUUUGAAUAUGCCAAUGUCAAAAUCUUUUGGAACACAAAAUGAGGAAAAUACUUUUGACCUCACAAGACCUCAUGAGAGUAUAUCCAUUCGAUCAAAAUUCAACCAAAAUGUUGAUAGACAUAACCAUAGACUAAUAACUGAUUGUUCAAAUAGUUAUUUGGGAGGUCAUAUAUCUAUAAAUGAAAAUAAUAAUAGUGAAGAGAAUCCACAUACAGCUGUUGUAAAGCAGAAACAUAAUUUUGAAACAAAUGAAAAUACUGUAAGCUUUGAAUCAAAUGAAAUUCAAAGUACUGUAGUAAUUGAAGACAAUAUAUCCAACGCUGGCGUUGACUCUAAUGUAAUGUCCAAAAUAAAUGAAGACUAUGAGAAAAUGGAAGAGGAAUUGAACGAAUUUUGCACAACAUAUUCGCAUUUGCAGGAUGUUAUUAAUAAUAGUACACUUGACGAAUGGAGUGUCUGUUUUGUGCAAAUCAUUGAACAAUUUGUGAACGAUAUUUUACAGGGUGUUAAAGUUAACAACUUUGCCCCGCUGCCGCACUGCUUCCAACAAGGUCUCAAAUCUUUGAGGGACUUUUACUCUUGGAGCAAAAACGUUAGCAUGGUCAUUGAUAAACUAAUAGGUUUAUGUGGAUACAGAAUCAGUAAAGGUAUUGUCCGGACUAAUAUAAAGGCUGAACAAUUUUUGAGAAUAUUAGGAGCUGGGACAUUAUUGAUCGAAAGGAUUAAUAAUGUGUCCCACCAAUCAGAUAUGUGUGGAUAUUACAAAGAAAUGUUGUACAAUUUCAUAAACACGUUACAGACAUCAGAGCCUGACGAUUUCUCUGACACCAUGUCUAUACAUUUUGGACUCAAUCUUAGAUUUUAAGAUACAAAUGAAUAAGGGUUCUAACUGACUGAACUGCUGGAAUAAAAACUAAUCAAAAUAUGUAAAAAAAAGUGAUUUAUGGUUGAUUUUUUUUGAUACUUCAGUAAUAUUAAUAAUUCCGUAGAAUUCUGACGCAGCAUAUUAUGUAGUUUUAAGUCUUUAUUAUAAUAGGAGAUUUUCCAUUGUGUGUUUACUUUUUGUAGUGAUAUAUAUCAAGUAGGUAAACUUUUUGCUAUUCUGUGGUUUUAGUGUUGUUGACGGUCACUAAAGAAGUCCAAAUAGUAUAUAUCAUCAGCUGUCAUAGAAAUGAUUCUUGGCAGUAAAGUGAUUCAAGGACACAAAAUACAGACAAAUAAAAUUAAAUUCAACGGAUUUCAUAAAACACCAAGAUGUACCUUCCAAGCUAAAAGACUGAAAAUAACAUAGUAGUUACAUGAAUCUACUGAUUGUGAGACGUUAUAGCCUAGUCUCAGACCAAUUAUUGUAUAGGACCUGCCUUUCUAGACGUUACGCUGUCAAAGCAUAUGAUCAACGAUCUAAUGCGAUUAUAAAAACUGUGUCUAUAGAAUCGAUGUUUCAUAGUUAUAAUCGUGUUCGUCGGUUAAAGAGCUCCAUAAAAGUACCUUUUUGUGUAAUUGAAUGGUGUAAAAAACAGGCAAAAACUUCUAGUUUAAUAUAAGAUAUAUGCCAAAUCUAAGCUCGUUUUCUUCAGAAAAUGACAGACAAUUUUGUUUGUGACUAUGGGUGCGAUACAGGUCCUUCUAUAAUUGGUCUGAGAGCCUAGUGGAUAUGACCUCUGCCUUUGAUUCUGAGGGCCUAGAUUCGAAUCUGGUCCGGGGCAUGCACCUCCCAGCUUUUCAGUUAUGUGCAUUUUAAGGAAUUAAAAAUCACGUGACUCCUCUGUGUAGGUACAUCUUAUUGUUUAUUGAAAUGGAUGGUUUAAAAAAACAUUUGACAUUUGUUAAGUAUGUUUUUGUUUCGUCAAAUCAAAUUAAAACCAAAAAUCAGUGUAAAUGAAAAUUGAUUUCACCUAUAUUUUUGAUUAUUAUUAUUACUGGAAAGAAAAUCUUUAUUUUAUAUAAAUUUAUUAAAGUAAAAAUUAAAUACCUACUACUACUUACUUUAUAAAGGUAAAAGGUAGGUUUAAAAUUAUUGAGAGGUAAAAAUACUGAUCACUAAUAUAUUAAUAUAAAAAUUUGGUUAAUUUAACUGCAAUUAAGACAUUGUAAAUAUCAUCAUCAUAUCAGCAUCACUGACGUUAAUAGUAGCAUCAUAAAUAUUAAGUUGACUUAUAAUCAAUCAGCAUCAUUGAUACUUAUAAUAGAAGAAUCAUAAACACUUAAGUUUAUUUGUAAUAUCAGCGUCAUUGAUAUUUAUAAUAGAAGAAUCAUGGAUAUUCAAACUGACUCAGCAUCAUAUCCACAUCAUUGACAUAAUUAUGUUAUAAGGAAUCUAUACCAUAUUAGGGAUGAUGACAGUUUUUUUAAUAGUAGAUAUAUAUUAAAAGUUUGCUAAUAGUAAAGCAAUUUUGUUAACAAAAUAUCUGCGAUAAUUACUUUCGGAGCUACAGGGAUUUAAAGGUUCAUAUUCGCGACACUGCCUCGGAGCCCUGAAAAACGCCCCAUAGAAAAUAGCACGAAUUAAUUACGUCGUUGAUCAUAAUGAUCACAGAUCAUAGAUUUGUAUGGGCGUUCAAAAAAAAUUACUAAUAUCUUUGUCAUUUGUGCGUUUAUGUUUAUAGUUCAAAUAUUGAAAAAUGUCACGUUUAAUGUAAGGAAGCUAAAAAUGUAUGAAUUUUCAUCUAAUUACGAUAAAAGAUUUUAAAUAGAUUUUGAAAUUUUAUAAUCUUACUACGUGAUGCUUUGCGGUUUCAACCGCGUGGUUCCCGUUUCUGUAGAAAUACGGGAAUAAAAUUAGACUCUAGUCUUCCUCGAUAUCUAACACUGAAAGGAUUUUUCAAAUCGGACUGGUAGUUCCCUUAGAUUAGCGCGCAAACUCUUCAGCUUUAUAUUAUUAGUAUAGAUUUAUUUUGCAAACAUCCAGAUAAUCUUUGUUUUUUACGUAUUAAAUAGUAGAUAUUGAAUGAAUCAUAAAAAUCAAUAUAUUCAAACCUAUCAUCAUCCCCAUUUUUUCUUUAACUUGGUAUGUCUGAGUUUUCAAGAUAACAGCAAGCAUUUAGCUUUACACUUCAUCAUUAUAUAUCUAAGUAAUUUUUUUUUAAUAGACAACUACAGGAAUAAGGGAUACGGAGAUCCGCCAUGCAGCCCUAAUGUGGAUUAGUGGGUUAAGAGUGGAUAGUGUUCAACUGUUUUGUAUAAGUACUUUGUUUUGUUACAAUUUGUUAUAUUUUCUAUGAAACGUCAGAAUUUAACGGUAAACGAAAGUUAAAUACGUGUAUAGGUACGCAUUUAUUAGUUUACAAUAAAAACUAUACAAAUGA
This is a messenger RNA of Bicyclus anynana (squinting bush brown), 7134 nucleotides long. RefSeq names its product beclin-1-like protein A. The record is from RefSeq and is a predicted model, not a curated record. The transcript has 11 exons. NCBI's taxonomy places the organism in Eukaryota, Metazoa, Arthropoda, Insecta, Lepidoptera, Nymphalidae. Bases 1740 to 4694 code for a protein of 984 amino acids.